CAGAGAAAUAAGAGGAACCCUCUGAAAGUUGCAUCCUUCAUUUCUGCUUCAUGUUGUUUUCUCCAUUCUCAUCAUGAAGACCUCAGAAUUAUUGCCUGGCUUGUUUUACGCUCCUGCUCUUUGGCUCUUCUGGCUCACAAGGCAUGCAGUGGACUCAGUUCAGCUGUCGGCUCCAGAGGAGGUAACAGCCGCGUACGGAGGAUCUGUGACAGUCUCUUGUCAGUACAACCUUAGGUUCAGAAAUCACACCAAGUACUGGUGCAAAGGAAAGAGGUACGAGCUGUGUGCCAUAGUGGUGAAAACGCCCAGGAACCGACAGAGUGACAGAUCCUCCAUUGCAGAUGAUAAGAAUGCAGGGGUCUUCACCGUUACUAUGACUUCUCUCAGAGAGAGUGAUGAUGAUAUGUACUGGUGUGUGAUUGCCAGAAGUGGAAAAAAUGUCUUCACUGGUGUCAGGCUCCGCGUCUCUCAAACAGCGACAACAACAACAGGCGCUGCUCCCACCACAUCGUCCAGUUCAUCAACAGUGACACAAGAUGAAAUGCAUUGGUGGGCAACUCUACGUUGGAUCCUCUUCAUUUUAAUGUUGUCUUGUCUGGUAUCAACACAUAUCGUUGUGUGGAGGAUGAAGACUGCAAGGAUAAGAGAAUUCUCAAUUCUCUUAUGACUAAGUUUGGCAAAACCAUCAUUUCAAAUCCUGAAUGAAUUACAACCCUCUCAUGCUGGGGCUGCAAAAUAAUUUCUCCACUGGACCCUCUAUCAGCAUGUGAAUUAAACUGAAAAAUAAACCAAGUGAAAAAGUGGCUUUCAGACUCUUUUUUUUUC
Scatophagus argus is the source of this 825-nucleotide messenger RNA. RefSeq names its product CMRF35-like molecule 7. The coding region runs from base 74 to 667 and encodes 197 amino acids. The record is from RefSeq and is a predicted model, not a curated record. The transcript has 4 exons. Lineage: Eukaryota; Metazoa; Chordata; Actinopteri; Scatophagidae.